UCUCUCUCUCUCUCUCCCCUUUUCAAAACUCGACCGUUGGAGACUCCCUCUCUCUGUGCGGCAAGAACCCGGGAAGAUGCCGACGAUGAGGAAGCGAGCGAGGACCCAGGGACCCAUCUCGACCCCGAGCUCGCACGCCGGCGGCGGCGGCGACGACCACGCCGGGUCCGGGAAGAUCUCCCUCUACGAGCAGUCCAGGGAGGAGCGGAUCAGGGCCAACCUCGAGCGGAUGCAGAAGCUCGGCAUCGUCGACCUCUCCCAGAAGCUCCGGUCUUCCUCCUCCUCCUCCGUGCCGCCUCCCAAGCGGACCCCGUGCCGCAGAUCGUCCGAGAAGUGCGCUCCGGUCCCGCCCUCCGGUCCCGUCCGGCGGUCUUCCAGGUUGCAGAGCGUCAUGCCGAUAAGCUAUGCAGAAGUUCGGUUGCACAAGAAGGACAGGUCUUUAGAAGAUGAGGGAAUAGUUCUGGAAGAGGGCUCGAAGCCGGAGAUUUAUACAGAGGAGCAUGAGAAGCUGUUGGGCAACACUGAGAAAACUUGGGAAAUUUUCGUGGAUGGGUGUGGGAAAGACGGGAAGCGUAUUUAUGAUCAAAUCCGAGGCAAGACUUGCCAUCAAUGUAGGCAGAAAACUCUUGGCUAUCGAACUCAAUGCAGCCAAUGUACCCUGGUGCAGGGACAGUUUUGUGGAGAUUGUUUGUACAUGAGAUAUGGGGAACAUGUGCUGGAAGCCCGGCAAAACCCGAACUGGGUAUGUCCAGUUUGUCGCGGAAUAUGCAAUUGUAGUUUGUGCCGGCAAGCAAAAGGGUGGCCUCCUACUGGUCCUCUUUAUAAGAAGGUAUCCAGACUGGGGUUUAAGUCUGUAGCACAUUAUCUAAUUCAGACCCGCAGCUUGCAAGCGCAGGAUGAAAAAACUUCAGACUCUCUUGUUCAUGGUUCUGCAAAGAGGUCGCUGCCCUUCUUGGAUAUGGAAACAGUGGUGAAUGCAUCUUCCGUGCUUUCCAAUGAUGAUGCCAUUGCAUUGUCAGAGUCUGAGUCUGAUCCUCAAGUUGUACGAGAAAACUCCGCUGGUCACGUUUCUGUGAAAAGGUCGUUGCCCUUUUCUGGCAAGGAAGCACAUGUUCAAAGUGUUGAUGAUUUAUGUUCUGCUGAAUACAACGAAAAUUGUGAACUGUCCAAGCCCAAAUGCGAACAAGGACUAGAAAAUGGUGUCAAAGAUCUCAAUGUGGAUUGCACUGAAGUAGUGAAAGGCCCUAAACCGGUAUCUAAGAGGAACCGCCGCCAUGAUCCUUCAUCUGAUAGCAUUGCUGGAAGAUUGAGGCUCAGGCGCAGGAUUAGCGAGGGAAAUCUGGACAAGCCGAGAGAUGAGGGAAAAGUUUCAGAUGGCAAGAAUCUUCACGAUAUCGUGAUGGAAAAGGACGAAGGUGAAGAGAAGGAAAUCCACUGCGUAAGUGAUUGACGCGCAUAUAUCGAUGUAGGGUUUGAGGGCAAACCCAGCAGUAAUCUCUGGUUGAUCGGGUAAACUGCGUGGUGGCCAGGCAACAUUUUGAAUAGCAUAUAGGCCGAAAGGGAUGUGGUAUAUAGUAUUUCUCGGUUAGCAUUUGCUGAUGAUUCUAGAUUUAGGCCAAAACAUUGUUCUGAAGCAUUUUGGUCCCCGGAUUAGCAAUCCAGCUUUUGGCCUGUAAGUUUU
Molecule: messenger RNA, 1681 nt
Organism: Syzygium oleosum
Lineage: Eukaryota; Viridiplantae; Streptophyta; Magnoliopsida; Myrtales; Myrtaceae
Exons: 5
Coding region: 77-1450 (457 amino acids)
Biological process (GO): regulation of DNA-templated transcription
Cellular component (GO): nucleus
Source: RefSeq, a predicted model, not a curated record